AUGCCAGACUGCCCUUGGAUUUUUUUAUUCCAGGCUGACAUUUUUGCCGGAGCAUUGUUCAUUCAAAUCUCUUUGGGCUGGAACCUCUACUUGUCCACUGUGCUUUUGCUAGCAGUGACUGGUGUCUACACCAUUGUUGGGGGUUUGACGGCUGUGAUCUACACAGACCUGCUGCAGACCGUGAUCAUGGUGCUGGGAGCUUUCGUCCUCAUGUUCAUAGGAUUUGAAAAAGUUGGCUGGUAUGAAGGACUUCAGGAGAAAUACAGGACAGCAAUACCAAAGAUCACGGUCCCAAACACAACCUGUCACCUCCCACGUGCAGAUUCCUUUAAUUUGUUCAGGGAUCCCAUCACAGGAGACCUUCCCUGGCCCGGCCUUAUAUUUGGUCUUACUGUGGUGGCUGUUUGGUGCUGGUGCACUGACCAGGUGAUGGUCCAGAGGGCUCUUUCUGCCAAGAACCUCUCCCAUGCCAAAGGUGGAUCAGUGUUUGCAGGAUAUCUGAAACUCUUACCUGUGUUUUUCAUUGUCAUGCCGGGAAUGAUCAGCAGAGCUCUUUACCCAGAUGAAGUUGGCUGCGUGGACCCAGAGAUCUGCAAAAGGGUCUGUGGAGCUGCCGUGGGCUGUUCCAACAUUGCCUACCCCAAACUGGUGAUUGAACUCAUGCCCGAUGGGCUCCGGGGUUUGAUGAUUGCAGUGAUGAUGGCAGCCCUGAUGAGUUCCCUCACCUCCGUUUUCAACAGCAGCAGCACCCUCUUCGUUAUCGACAUCUGGCAGCGGUUCCGCAGGCAGGCCUCCGAGCAGGAGCUGAUGAUUGUGGGAAGAGUCUUCAUCCUCAUCCUUGUGGUCAUCAGCAUUCUCUGGAUCCCAGUCAUUCAGACAUCCAACAGUGGAAAACUCUUUGACUACAUUCAGUCCAUAGGCAGCUAUCUGUCCCCACCAGUCACAGCCCUCUUCAUCUUGGCAAUCUUCUGGAAGAGGGUUAAUGAGCCUGGUGCUUUCUGGGGCCUCAUGGCUGGGCUUGCUGUUGGUGCUGUUCGGAUGAUCAUGGAUUUAGUUUACACCGCCCCGUCCUGUGGGGAGGAGGACAAGAGACCAGCUGUGCUGAAGGACGUGCACUACCUCUACUUUGCCCUCAUCCUCUGUGCCCUCACUGCCAUUGUCAUCAUCAUCAUCAGUCUCUGCACCCCACCCAUCCCUGAGGAGAAGCUGGACAGCCUCACGUGGUGGACCAGGCACAAAAAAGCACCUACCAUAAACCUGGAAAACCGCAUGAGUGGAGCAGCACAGACCAAACCAGAAGACAGAGAGAAGGACCUGGUGGAAACUGCAGCUUCAGGGGAUAAGGAGGAGGCAGCAGCCAAACCUCCCUGCUGGAAAAUGGUGUAUUUGUGGUUCUGUGGUCUGUCCACCGGCCCCACGCCCAGCCUGUCCGAGGAGGAGAAAGCUGCCCUGGAGCAGAGACUCACCAGCAUCGAGGAAAAGCCGCUGUGGAAGCACGUGUGCAACGUUAGUGCCAUUCUCCUGCUGGCCAUCAACGUCUUCCUGUGGGCGUAUUACGCCUGA
Messenger RNA from Hirundo rustica (Barn swallow), 1563 nucleotides. It is a transcript of the gene SLC5A9, whose product is annotated as solute carrier family 5 member 9. The coding region runs from base 1 to 1563 and encodes 520 amino acids. Gene Ontology annotation, cellular component: plasma membrane. Gene Ontology annotation, molecular function: D-glucose:sodium symporter activity. Gene Ontology annotation, biological process: transmembrane transport. The record is from RefSeq and is a predicted model, not a curated record. The transcript has 10 exons. Lineage: Eukaryota; Metazoa; Chordata; Aves; Passeriformes; Hirundinidae.